Molecule: messenger RNA, 3977 nt
Organism: Struthio camelus australis
Lineage: Eukaryota; Metazoa; Chordata; Aves; Struthioniformes; Struthionidae
Source: RefSeq, a predicted model, not a curated record
AAAACUCUCUGUGAUGUCAUUCUUAUGGUUCAGGAAAGAAAGAUCCCAGCUCACCGUGUUGUGCUUGCUUCAGCCAGUCACUUCUUUAACUUGAUGUUUACUACAAAUAUGCUUGAAUCAAAGUCCUUCGAAGUGGAGCUAAAAGAUGCAGAACCUGACAUUAUUGAACAGCUUGUGGAGUUUGCUUAUACUGCAAGAAUUUCUGUUAACAGCAACAAUGUACAGUCUUUACUAGAUGCAGCAAACCAAUAUCAAAUUGAACCUGUGAAAAAAAUGUGCGUGGAUUUUUUGAAAGAGCAAGUUGAUGCUUCAAAUUGUCUUGGUAUAAGUGUGUUAGCAGAAUGCUUGGACUGUCCAGAACUGAAAGCCACUGCAGAUGACUUUAUCCAUCAGCAUUUUACUGAAGUUUACAAGACAGAUGAGUUUCUUCAGCUUGAUGUUAAGCGUGUGACGCAUCUUCUGAACCAAGAUACGUUGACUGUGAGGGCAGAAGACCAGGUUUACGACGCAGCAGUCAGAUGGCUGAAGUAUGAUGAGCCGAAUCGCCAGCCAUACAUGGUUGACAUUCUUGCUAAAGUCAGAUUUCCCCUCAUAUCGAAGAACUUCUUAAGUAAAACAGUUCAGGCGGAACCACUUAUUCAGGAUAACCCAGAAUGCCUUAAAAUGGUGAUCAGUGGGAUGCGAUAUCAUCUGCUUUCCCCAGAAGACAGAGAAGAGUUAGUGGAAGGUACACGGCCAAGACGAAAAAAACACGAUUAUCGCAUUGCUUUGUUUGGAGGCUCACAGCCCCAGUCCUGCAGAUAUUUUAAUCCAAAGGAUUACAGCUGGACAGACAUCCGAUGUCCCUUUGAAAAGCGCAGGGAUGCAGCUUGUGUCUUCUGGGACAACGUAGUUUAUAUUUUGGGUGGUUCCCAGCUCUUCCCUAUAAAGCGAAUGGACUGCUACAAUGUGGUGAAGGAUAGCUGGUAUUCCAAGCUAGGACCUCCAACACCUCGAGAUAGCCUUGCAGCCUGUGCUGCUGAGGGCAAAAUUUAUACAUCUGGUGGUUCAGAAGUGGGAAAUUCUGCAUUGUAUUUGUUUGAAUGCUAUGAUACGAGAACAGAAAGCUGGCACACAAAACCCAGCAUGCUGACUCAACGGUGCAGCCAUGGAAUGGUAGAGGCAAAUGGCCUCAUUUAUGUGUGUGGAGGAAGCUUAGGAAACAAUGUUUCUGGAAGAGUCCUAAAUUCCUGUGAAGUUUAUGAUCCAGCCACAGAAACGUGGACUGAGCUCUGUCCAAUGAUUGAAGCCAGGAAGAAUCAUGGACUGGUGUUUGUAAAAGACAAAAUAUUUGCUGUGGGUGGACAAAAUGGCUUAGGUGGCCUUGAUAAUGUAGAAUAUUAUGAUAUCAAGAUGAAUGAAUGGAAGAUGGUAUCUCCAAUGCCAUGGAAGGGUGUAACAGUGAAGUGUGCUGCUGUGGGACCUAUAGUCUAUGUCCUGGCUGGUUUUCAGGGCGUUGGUCGAUUGGGGCACAUUCUUGAAUAUAAUACUGAGACAGACAAGUGGAUAGCCAACUCCAAAGUUCGCGCUUUCCCAGUGACAAGUUGUUUAAUCUGUGUUGUUGACACUUGUGGUGCAAAUGAAGAAACCUUAGAGACCUGAAGACCUGUAAGAGAUACUGAGACAUUCUUCAAGGACUUGGGGAAAGAUGGCCAUGGUGCUUUGCUUCCACAUUUUAUUGAAUCUUGUUAAACUGAGUAAUAGGAAGAAACUGAGGUGCAGUCUUUGAAUUUGUAUAUACAGCGUAUUGUAUAACAUGGAUUUUUGUCAUGCCCAUCUUGUUGUCUGUUUUAAGAGAUGGGGAUGUGUUUUGAGAAUCCACUUACCUAGCUGAGAACAUAUGACAUCUUCCUUUGAAAAGACUGUCUGUGUGGCCUUGUCAAAAACAGACCCAAUCCAAUUAUUUAGAAGAAUUCAAAGCAUUUGAUGAAGAUAAAGAUUUCUGGCUAAAUGAUUCUUUCCAGAGCUCAAUUACAAAGAUUCUUCCUUUAAUGAAGGUGAGUAAAUACAGCCUGGAUCAUGAGAAAGAAGCAGACUUUUCUUAUUUACACAUACCUGUAAAAAUCUUACUAGAAUGCAAUGAAGAUUUUGCUCAGGAAAGACCAAGGACAGCAGUAUAAUGGAUUAAGAUUCCCAUGGAGAAUGGGGAUAGAUGAUACAGCUCCUUUCUUAUAAUAGCUGCCCUAUUUCAGUGACUUUCUUCCAUCACUUGCAUGACCUCAUAUCAGUUUUGAAGUCAGACAGGCCAUAUAUACAUAUAUAUAUAUAUAAAAUAGCAAAACACUUUGCUAAUAACUUCUUUGGCAUUUUGGGGAGCUUUCACAAAAAGACUCCUGAGCUGUCAGAACUAAACUUUCAUUUUUGAUUAUGUUGAGGUGGAGGGGGGGGUGGAGAAGGUCUACAAUAAUUGUGCACUAUAUUAGCGAGUUGGAAAUUUGGGAUUCAUUUUCAGGAUAUCUUCCCAGGCAACCAGACUGUACAUACUGUGGAUGCCAAACCGUUAGCAAAGAUGGGAAUAGGACUGAGAAAGCAAAGUCAAUACAACAAAUGUAUUGAUUUUCUUCUUGAAAAUGACUGUUUUUAGAAUGGUAUGAACCAAGUCAUUAAAGUUAUUUUAUAGAAGUCUUCUAAAGUUGCACAUGGUUAUUAAUCUCUGGUUUAUAAGCAUAUAGUACUGUAAAUGUCUUCAGACAGUCAACAUGGUACUAAAUGUGAUCACAGUCUUUCUUCCAGCAUAGAAGCUCAGGCUUGUCAGGCUAUCCGGUAUCAAUACUGUGUACAUCUUCCUACUUUUGAAAAGCUAUACAAAUUGGUACAUAUAAGUCUGUUCUGCUCCCAUGGUAGGUCAUGAAUGUCUUCAUCCUAAUUUUAUCACCUUUUUUCUAACUUGCUAAUUCCUUCAGAUCUGUUUCUAUGAGACUAUCAAGUUAACUUAAAAAGUUGGUGCUUGCUUAUCUCUAUCUUGUGCAUCGCUGGUGGUGUGGAUUUUUAUUGUUUUAUUUCUGAAGAUGCUCCAAGUUCCCAAAUGGUAUAAUUCCAGUUUUCAAAGUCAGUACUGCUUUGUAAACUAUCUUGUCUCAUACUAACAGCUGCAUGUAUGGUAAACUAAUAGAUGCAUUCGUGGGUUUCAUAGUGUUUCAUGCAACUCAGCUCUAUAUUCAGUAGUAAGUGAAUGCUGUAAAACACUUUUUUCCCCCCCCCUUGCCUUUCCCUUUUUUCUACUGAUUGAGCCAUAAAACAAACUUGUCACUGGUGUUUUGAAUAUUUAUGUUCUAAGAUACUACAAAGACUGGACUGAAUUUUGCACUUUUUAGGUUGUACAGCCUGUUUUUUUUUUGUAUCUGCUUUUAAAAUUGUCAAGCACCUUUUUCUAAAUUUGUUUUCAAGAGGUUAAUAAUUUGCUUAAACUACUGAGAAAUUCAUGAGAAAGACGACUGAAAGGAUUUGAGAGAGCUAGAUUGUCGCGGAACGUGCAGCUAACACCUUCACGUGGGUAUUUUGUUUGAACUACUGUACACUACUUUUUCCGAAGCGCUCUACGCUUUCUUAACAGGGUAGACGGCGCUGUGCUUGCAGCUCAAACUUUGCACAGAGUGGUGAUGCUCUUGCUUAUGUACACCUGGUAACGAUCACUAGUGAUCUUUUUCUUCAUAGAGUUUUAUCAUGCUAUGGGCCCUUGGUCAUAGACUUGGUUCAGUCAGGUUCGUUGUCUGAAUUACUGGGGCAGUAUUUGAAAAUUGUCCACGAUGCAGUACAUUGUUUCUUAGAUCACUUUGUGUAUCAAAGAUGUGUAUUGAUAAAACUAAUGAAGUGACGACUUGGCUCAGUAUACGAAACACUUCUUUGAAGCUUAUGAUGCAAGGUGAAGCGAAAUACCUCAGUGAGGCUUGUGACUCGGUACACUUUGAUCAAUAAAUGACUUUUUUUUUUCUUGGCUA